Molecule: messenger RNA, 842 nt
Organism: Aspergillus saccharolyticus JOP 1030-1
Lineage: Eukaryota; Fungi; Ascomycota; Eurotiomycetes; Eurotiales; Aspergillaceae
Product: acyl-CoA thioesterase
Exons: 2
Coding region: 171-827 (218 amino acids)
Cellular component (GO): mitochondrion
Molecular function (GO): fatty acyl-CoA hydrolase activity
Source: RefSeq, a predicted model, not a curated record
CCGCAUUCUUGACUCUACUCCAUACCUCCAUACCUCCAUACCUCGAUCCUCAGGCAACUUGACCUGAACAGGCCUCUCAAGCCUCUCCUGAGCAGCCAAAUAACCAGCGACAUCCAUCCCAUCACCUAAGCCACCCAUCUCGCAAAUCUACUUCCAACACUCCCUCCGAAAUGUCUCCUACAACAACCACGGCAACUAAAAAGCGCCGCACGCGCAGCGACUACAUCUUCCACCAAACGCACCAAACAAGAUGGCACGACAACGACAUGUACGCCCACCUCAACAACACAAUCUACACCGUACUUUUCGACUCCAUCAUCAACACAUACCUAAUCACUCACUGCGGCAUGAACCCCUUCAGCGCCAAUAACCCCUCCGAACAGGAUCGGGAAGUCACCACUACCCCCUCGACAACCCCCUCGACAACCCCCUCCACCCCCCAAAUCGGCCUCAUCAUCUCCUCCCACUGCGACUACUUCGCCAGCGUCUCCUUCCCCGAUACCCUCGACCUCGGUCUCCGAGUCAACAAACUGGGCCACUCAAGCGUGACCUACGAGGUCGGGGUGUUCCGACAGGGCGAGGAGGCCGUAAAGGUGGUAGGUGGGUAUACGCAUGUGUUUGUGGCGCGGGAGACGAUGCGGCCGACGGCCGAGGGGAUGGAUGCGGCGGUGCGGAGGGGACUGGAGCGAUUGCUUGUCCAGGGGGAUAAGGAGGGCGCUGAGGAGGAGAAGGAGGAGGCGGAUUCAACCAGGGAUGGAAAGGGGAAAGGGAGGACGGGAACCAUAAAUGAACACCGGGUUGGGGCCCGGGAGAAGGCGAGGCUGUAAAGAUAGAUCUCUAGG